GUGUGUGUGUGUGUGUGUAAAGUGAGCCGCUUGUUCACACGGACUACCGUCGAUCCGAGGCUCUUACCGGAACAGCGAUCCCGAGCUCGCGCGCGCCGCCGUCAUCUCCGUCAGCUGUGCGCGUGUCGUGAAAGAGAAGGAUCGCACUCUGGAGAGACGGAGAACAUGGACGGAGCACCGGGGACCGGGACCGGGACCGACGCGAGCGGAGCACCGACGCGACGCGGACGCGCAGCCGACGCGCUGCUGUUCGUCUUCAUCAUCAGUCUCGACGUCUUCAUCAUCCAGGCGUCUUCGCUUCGGUUCUCCGAGGAGCCGCAGUCUCAGGAUGCGUUACACGGCCGCAGUGCUAUCCUGCGCUGUGAGCUCAGCGGCCCGGAGGACAUGCGCUUCUGGUGGACACAGGACGGCCGUCGUGUGCAGGACUCGAACCGCCGCUUCCAGGAGGGCAGUAACCUGAAGUUCACGUCAGUGGACCGUCACACAGACACCGGCAGCUUCCAGUGUGUAGCGUCUAGCAACUCCACCGGAGACACCCUGACCUCCGCCAGCGCCUCCUUCAACAUCAAGUGGCUGGAGAGGGGGCCAAUUACAAUGAACGAACCCGCCUCAGAGGCGGAGCUAGAGGAGGCUGAGCGAAUCGUGCUGCAGUGUCACAUUGAUGGACAUCCACGGCCGAGCAGUAAAUGGUUCAAAGAUGGAGUUCAGCUGGACAGAAAGGACCGGAUCCUGACACUGACCAACCUCAGCACAUGGGAUUCUGGGAUAUACUCCUGCUGUGCUCAAAAUGCUGCUGGAAAAGUGUGCAGUAACAGCAACAUCACCCUCAAUAUUUUUGAUAAGUCGGUUCCCCGUGUGCUGGUGUCUCCGGUGGAUCAGGUGGUUCUGCGUAACGAGGAGGCCGUGUUUCACUGUCAGUUCAGAGCCAAGCCGCCGCCGCUGAUCGAGUGGUUCCAUGACGCAGAACCCGUCGUCAACAAAUCACAGGUUGUGGUGUAUGCUAACGGCACACUGCACAUCACUCAGGUGAAGCAGCGCAGCACAGGUGUGUAUAAAUGUGUGGCUCAGUAUGGAGAAAACAAACAAGUACAUGUGGAGGCAGCGCUCAGGAUCGCAGAGAUGGCAGAUAUGGGCGAGCGCUUGUGGCGUGUGUUCUCUGCGGGCCGCGGGGAGCGUGUGCGCUGUAAACCUCCGCGGGGGCAGCCCGAGCCACAGGUGUGGUGGGAGCGUGCGGGAGCUCGAGUGGCGUCUGAGGGUCGAGUCUAUCAGCGGGACGGAGAUCUGAUCUUCAGCCCCACAGACGCAUCAGACUCAGGCGUCUACACGUGUGUCGCCCGCAACACGGCCGCACAGAAGCAGCAGGAGCUCGUGGUCACAGUCGCCACCUCUCCAGAGUGGAUCGUUCAGCCGCAGGACACACACGUGGAGGAGGGUCAGCCGGGAUUCCUGCACUGUCACGCACGCUCCACACCUGAGCCACGGGUCACAUGGUACCGCAAGAGCGUCCCGAUCACUGAGGAGGGCUCUCGUUACAAGCUCUUCUCUAACGGCACGCUGAGGAUCAACAGCGCAGAGGUGAAGGACAAUCAGACGUACAGCUGUGUGUGUGAGACGGAGGCCGGAUCGCUCAGAGCACACGCACAGCUUCUCAUACUGGAGAAGCUGAAGUUCACUCCCGUCCCGCAGUCGUCUCAGUGUCUGCAGCUGGAGCGAGAGAGCAGUGUGAGCUGUGUGGCUACAGCACGAGAGACGCCCAUCAUACACUGGAGCAGAGCAGACGGAGCUGACCUCCCGUCACACGCCGGUCAGAUCAACGGGGUUCUGCGCUUCAGUACAGUGACCCGCGCAGACGGAGGAAACUACACGUGUGUGGCGUCCAGCAGCUCGCAGGGAGAGAUACAAGCUCACGUCCAUCUCACUGUAGGAGUUGAGGUGGAGUUUAAGCUGCAGCCGGAGCAGACCACGGUCUAUCAGGGUCACACAGCCGUGCUCCACUGUCAGGCGUCCGGUGACCCGCAGCCGUACGUCCAGUGGAUGCUCAGAGACACACUGCUCCUCAGCAGCAGCUCCAGCAGGUUUCAGAAGAUGCCGAACGGCUCUCUGGUCAUUAGUGAUGUGAGCACUGAGGACACGGGUGUGUACACCUGCAUCGCAGGAAACACCUGCAGCAUCAGAGACACGGCGGCGCAGCUCUAUGUCGUGGAGAAGCCUGUGCAUCCACCCAUUGUAGACGAGGAUAAGAGUCAGUUUAAGAUGUUCCAGACCAUCGCUCUGUCCGUGGCCGUGGCCGUGGCAUACAUCAUCGCUGUUCUGGGACUGAUGUUCUACUGCAAACAGAGACGCAAGAACAAACAGCUGCAGAAGAACCGUGCCGGAGAAGAGCCCGAGAUGGAGUGUCUGAACGGUGUUCAGCUGAACGGACACAGGAUGUCUGAGAUCCAGGAGGAAGUGGCUUUAACCAGCGUGAGACCUUCAGCAAACUCAGAGAAACAGCAGAGCUUUCCCAGAGCGCACCUGCAGACCAUCACCACACUGGGGCGUGGUGUGUUCGGCGAGGUGUUUCUGGCUAAAGCGAGGGCGAUCGAGGAGGCCGAGCCGGAGACGCUGGUGCUGGUCAAGAGUUUAGAGAGUCAAGAGGAAACGCACCGAGCCGAGUUCAGACGAGAGCUGGAGAUGUUCAGCAGACUCAAUCACGCUCACGUCGUGCGACUGCUGGGAGUCUGCAGAGAGACACAUCCUCAUUACAUGAUCCUGGAAUACGUGGAUCUGGGAGAUCUCAAACAGUUCCUCAGAAUAUCAAAGAGCAGCGAUGAGAAACUCAAGCCACAUCCCAUCAGCACUAGAACUAAAGUCUCCAUCUGUGCUCAGGUGGCUCAUGGGAUGCAGCAUUUAUCAAAGAAGGGUUUUGUGCACAAAGACCUGGCGGCCAGGAACUGUCUGAUCAGCGGACAGAGACAGGUGAAGGUGUCUGCGCUCAGUCUGAGUAGAGACGUCUAUAACAGUGAGUACUAUCAGCACAGGCAGGUGUGGAUCCCGCUGCGCUGGCUGCCGGGUGAGAGUGUGUUUGAGGGAGAGUUCUGCAGUAAGUCAGACGUCUGGGCGUUCGGGGUGCUGAUGUGGGAGGUGUUCAGUCUGGGCGAGCUGCCGUACCCCACACUCAGUGACCAGCAGGUGCUGGAAGGUCUCCAGGCAGGUACUCUACGUUUGUCUCCUCCAGUGAACUGUCCUGCUCACGUCUGCAGUCUGAUGAGCCACUGCUGGGCGUCCAGCCCUAAAGAACGGCCCACGUUCAGCGAGAUCCUUCAGAUUCUGACUAAUUCUUCCGCAGACACCAAAGUCUAGAGGAUCACGACUGCCAUCAGACACUCAAUCACACACAUUUCAGACGUGAGAGUCUGCUCCGAGACUCGCUCGGGAUCAAACACACUUCUGUCCCAUUAAUGACCUGUUUACGCUUCUGUAGAAGCUCCAUCCUCUCGUUGGAGCCUCAGGGACCCCGGGGAUGACCUUUGACCUCAGCAGCGCAGGACAAUCACAAAUCCAUCAGGUUACAGAUCCAGGACGAGUUACUGCACACACAUGCUGGAAUCACGUCACGCCUGCGGCUCCCAUCACGCACUGAAAACAGCAGUGCCUACAGUCGAGUCUGUGUGUGUGUAUGAGUGUGUGUGUGUUUUCACAGGAUGAUGUCACGGAACGCAUCAUUAGUGGAGAUCAGUCACUUGUUUGUGGGAAACAGAGAUUAAUGAUGAAGUUAGAGAUUGACGUACAAACCUUUAAUAUGACAACAAACUCACUAAUUAACCUGUGUGUGUGUGUGUUUGUGUGAGGAAAGAGAGAUUUUUGUCAAUAAUAACAUGAUCUUUGUUUCUCUGAGGUGCACACAGGUGACUGUAUUAUUGUAAUAAAUAAAUAUGCAACGCCUUAGAUUGCAAACAUUUCUAAGCCAUGAUUAAUUACAUAUUAUUUUAAUACCCAGUUCACUGUCCAUCUCUGCAAAAUCCCUCCUCAAACACACCUGACAAACUUGGAUGAUAUGCAGAUUACACUUCAAACUUAAGGUGUCAUGUUGGCGUGUUGUGAUUAGAUCAGCGGUUCUCAACCAGGUCCAGUAUGGGUUCUCAAAAAAAAAAAAAAGAA
Carassius carassius (crucian carp) is the source of this 4140-nucleotide messenger RNA. It is a transcript of the gene ptk7b, whose product is annotated as protein tyrosine kinase 7b. The transcript has 20 exons. Gene Ontology annotation, biological process: synapse organization; protein phosphorylation; homophilic cell-cell adhesion. Gene Ontology annotation, cellular component: neuronal cell body; plasma membrane; axon. The record is from RefSeq and is a predicted model, not a curated record. NCBI's taxonomy places the organism in Eukaryota, Metazoa, Chordata, Actinopteri, Cypriniformes, Cyprinidae. Gene Ontology annotation, molecular function: ATP binding; protein kinase activity; axon guidance receptor activity. Bases 166 to 3342 code for a protein of 1058 amino acids.